This is a messenger RNA of Xiphias gladius (swordfish), 1548 nucleotides long. It is a transcript of the gene notum2, whose product is annotated as notum pectinacetylesterase 2. NCBI's taxonomy places the organism in Eukaryota, Metazoa, Chordata, Actinopteri, Istiophoriformes, Xiphiidae. Bases 1 to 1548 code for a protein of 515 amino acids. Gene Ontology annotation, molecular function: hydrolase activity. The record is from RefSeq and is a predicted model, not a curated record. The transcript has 11 exons.
AUGAAGAUACUGGGCCAGGUUGCUUUCUUGUUUUUGCUUGGGGGAAUCUGGUGUCAGAAUAACCGUAAUGCUAAAUCUAGUGGAAAGUCCAACAAGAAGUCUGGUGGGAACCAAGGAGGUGAUGUUGGCCAGUCAGCCCCUGUGGUUAAUCUAACUCCUGGAAGCACUGGAGGCACUGGAGGCACUGGAAGCACCAAAGGCACUGGAGGCACAGCUGAAGCAGGACGGGAGGGUGCUGCGGGAGCUCGAACAGCUGGACAACAGACAGAUGAUAUGAGACUGCACUUCCUCAAGAACACCCAAGUUACAUGUAACGAUGGAACAGCAGCUGGGUUUUACCUAAAGGAGUUCAGAGGAAGCCGCCGAUGGCUGUUAUUUCUGGAAGGUGGCUGGUGCUGCUACAGCAAAGAGACCUGUGAUUACAGGUACCAAAAUAUCCCCCGACUAAUGAGCUCGUCGGGGUGGCCCCAAACAAAAAGAGGAACUGGAAUACUGUCUUCUCAAGCGGAGGAAAACCCACACUGGCAUAAUGCAAACAUUGUAUUCAUCCCGUACUGUUCCAGUGAUGUAUGGAGUGGUACCGGACCCGCCCCAACCCCUCCUCCUAGGCCACGGCAAGGCAGAGAGAAAGAAAGAGAGAGAGAUGCAAAUGCAACUGAGUACAACUUCAUGGGAUCCCUGAUCAUCCGCGAGGUCAUCAAAGACCUCAUCCCCAAAGGAAUCAAGCAGGCCAAGGUUGUAAUGCUGUCUGGCACAAGUGCUGGCGGGACAGGUGUUUUGCUGAACAUUGAGAGGGUGGCCAGUCAGCUGGAGCAGCUAAGUGCAGAGGCUCAGGUCCGAGGCCUUGUGGACUCUGGCUGGUUUAUAGAGAGUAAGCAGCAGAGGUCACCUAAUUGUCCUGAGACUGUUUCCUGCUCACCUGAAGAUGCAAUCAAGAUAGGACUCAGGCUGUGGAAUGGGGUUGUGCCUGACAGAUGUCGACAGCUCUAUAGGAGAGGAGAGGAGUGGCAGUGCUUCUUCGGACACAAACUCUACUCUACCUUGACCUCCCCUCUGUUUGUUGUGCAGUGGCUGUUUGAUGAGGAGCAGUUGAGGGUGGAGAACAUCUACAUGGGAGGACAGAGUCUGUCUGAGGAGCAGUGGCAGUACAUACAGAACCUGGGCAGGGAGCUCAAGAUCUCCCUGAGAGAUGUCACGGCUGUAUUUGCUCCAUCUUGCCUUUCCCACACAGUCAUCACUAAAAGUAACUGGAUGAGUUUCCAAGUUAAGGGCACCUCUCUGCCACGGGCCCUGCACUGCUGGGACAGGAGUCUGGAGGCAACGCGCAACAACAGGACCCCUGCCAAAGGCUGUCCUUUCCACCUGGUGGACACCUGCCAGUGGCCCCAGUGCAACCCCACCUGCCCUGCCUUGGUGGACCAGGCCACCCAGCAGGAGCUCACAUUGCUCCAGAUGCUAGUAGCCAUGGGCCUUGACCUCCAGAAGCUGGGCUUGGAUCCCCAGGGAGAUGAAGAUUCUCUUGCCAGCAUGGUCAGCAAUGGUGGCUAA